CUCCAGUUCAGGUCUAAGCUCACUCGCUCCUGCUGAUUGGACAUGGAGGGUUUGGAGGAAGAUGUCAAGUUUAUUGUGGAUGAGACCUUGGACUUUGGAGGUCUGUCCCCAUCUGACAGGUACCAACUGCUUUAUCUUAUUUAUCUCCCUCCAAUAACACCUCUUUGGCCUUACUGCUGAAUUAUUGGCCUCCAGAGCCAGGGUUGGUAAUUUAGCAAAGUUUGAAGCACUGGGGCUGUUAGGACACUAUUGGUAAGGGAAGGGAAAGGAGAAACAAGUGAUUUUUCAGGGCUGUUAAGAAGUGCACAUGGAUUUGUUGCAUCUUCAUCCUCCCAAUGUCAGUAAAUGCUAAAGGCCUAUUAGAGCUCAGAGAACCAAGUAUCUCAUCACCUAGAGGCCAGGUCUCACAGCCAGAAUGGAUGUUAGUUUGGAGUUUUGUUUGGCCUGUCUUGCACAGUCCCCUGCUCCUUUUUUGUGUGGUCUUGGUGCCUUGUUUAUUUUCUGUCUCAGUCGUGAGGAGGAAGAUGCAGCAGUAUUGGUGACUCCAGAGAAACCACUCCGACGGGGCCUCUCCCACCGAAGUGACCCAAAUGCAGUGGCCCCUGCACCCCAGGGUGUGAGGUUCAGCUUAGGCCCUCUCAGUCCAGAGAAGCUGGAAGAGAUCCUCGAUGAAGCCAACCGGCUGGCAGCUCAGUUGGAGCAGUGUGCCCUACAGGAUCGGGAGAGCUCAGGUCAGGGCCCAGGACCUCUCCGAGGGAAGCCCAGCCCUCGACGGGAGACCUUUGUGCUGAAGGACAGCCCUGUCCGAGACCUGCUACCCAAUGUCAGCUCUUUGGCUUGGAGCACACCCUCCCCAAGCAGCCUGACACCUCGGCUCCGGAGCAGUGAUAAGAAGGGGUCAGCCAGGGCUCUUAGAGUAACACCUGGAAAGAGGCCCUCCAGUGUGAAGAGGGAAUCACCCACUUGCAAUCUGUUGCCUGCAUCCAAAAGCCCAGCAUCAUCUCCUCUUGUACAAUCAACUCCUCCACUCCGGGGCAAGGCUGGGCCCAAUGCAAGGGCAACAGCAAGGCCACCUACCCAUGUCAGACAAGCCUUGGCCCCACAGCCUUCAACCAGCAACUCUCAACGCCAUUCUCGGCCACAGGGGACAGCUACUAAGGCUUCCAGUCGACUCCCUCUUCCUUCAGCUAUUCCCAGGCCCUCUAGCCGAAUGCCACUCACCAGCCGGAGUGUACCACCUGGCAAAGGUGCCCUCCCUCCGGAUUCUGUGUCAACUCGGAAAGGGCCUCUAAGACCAAGCACUGCAGGACACAGAGUUCCUAUUUCCCAGCGACCAAACCUUCCUGCUGCUGGUGCCGCUCGCAGCAAUCUGCAGCCCCCCAGGAAAAUUGCAGUCCCUGGACCUACCAGAUAAAGAAAUCAAGACGACGAGCAAGAAUUCAGUAGCAAACCACUACAGUCACUGCUUGGAUUCAUUUAUAAUAGCAGGCCCUGAUUCCAUCAGAUUCUGGCCCAGGGACAGGAGAAAGACAUGCCACCAGGGUGAUAACCCCCCAGGAAUAUAGACCAUAGGAGAUGGGGUGGAUUUGAGUUUUACUGAAAUAGAUUCAAACUCUCUGGGCUGAAAAAAAGAUGAAGAGAAAAGAGGUGACCUCAUAGCAGUGAAAUUAGCAAAAAAGAAAAUGAAGAAUUCUGGCAAAUUGCUUGUGUUCUCCACCCCCACUCUUGUGGUCAGCCCCAGAGAAUUUGAUCUUCCCAGGCCUUGGUUCAGUGGAUGAGUCCAUGUGAAUGGCCUCUGUAGCCAGCUUCUGCUCUCUGAGGAUAGGUCUUCCUGAAUCACAUCCUCUACUGGACUCAGGCCUGUUUGGAGAGGCAAGGCAGGCAUCUGGUCUCCAGAAUUUGUUUCCUGUGAAUUCUGUGACUCCUCGUAGGCUAGUUGAUGAUAAGCUUACUCUAUGUUUCUUUAAAAUAAAAUGAAUGUAUUUUUUUUUAAUUUCCUAUAUAUCUGGAAGUAAAUUCUGCUCCAAUUUCUAAUAAAUUUGUUGUAAA
Messenger RNA from Marmota monax (woodchuck), 2049 nucleotides. It is a transcript of the gene Psrc1, whose product is annotated as proline and serine rich coiled-coil 1. Gene Ontology annotation, molecular function: microtubule binding. Bases 416 to 1414 code for a protein of 332 amino acids. The record is from RefSeq and is a predicted model, not a curated record. Lineage: Eukaryota; Metazoa; Chordata; Mammalia; Rodentia; Sciuridae. The transcript is spliced from 6 exons. Gene Ontology annotation, biological process: mitotic metaphase chromosome alignment. Gene Ontology annotation, cellular component: spindle pole; microtubule cytoskeleton; spindle microtubule.